Molecule: messenger RNA, 1380 nt
Organism: Lytechinus variegatus (green sea urchin)
Lineage: Eukaryota; Metazoa; Echinodermata; Echinoidea; Temnopleuroida; Toxopneustidae
Gene: yipf5
Product: protein YIPF5-like
Exons: 7
Coding region: 125-886 (253 amino acids)
Biological process (GO): endoplasmic reticulum to Golgi vesicle-mediated transport; vesicle fusion with Golgi apparatus
Cellular component (GO): membrane; trans-Golgi network
Source: RefSeq, a predicted model, not a curated record
GAGUGAACAUCGACCGUACCACGUCAGCUGUUUACGUUGAUAUAGCAGACGUAACGGAGGCACGGAAUUGGAAUUGGGCGAAUUUCUGGAAGUUGAAUUAAACUUUGGAGAUUAGCUCUAUUGUAUGGCUGGAUACGGUGAUCAGGGCUUCAACCAAAACAUGGAUCAAGGAGGCUUUUUUCAAACUGACUAUGACCAACAGCAAGGCUAUGAUGUUGGAGGCCAAUAUGGUGCUCCUGGGGGCUAUGAUGACUAUUCCCAGCAAGGUUAUGGAGGUCAACCUCAAAUGAUGUCACCACAGGUCCCCUACACCGGUCAGAUCAUGACCCCCGAACCCAUGCCAUCAGGGGCCAGUUACUCUGACAGUUUUGAUGAUGAACCUCCACUCCUUGAAGAACUUGGAAUCAACUUUGAACAUAUUUAUCAAAAGACACUGUCUGUUUUAAACCCCAUGAGGGAGACAGAUCCUGCAGCUAUCAAUGAUUGUGAUCUGGCAGGCCCCCUUGUCUUUGCCUUGGGCUUUGGUGGAACCCUUCUGUUGGCGGGUAAAGUCCAAUUUGGUUACAUCUAUGGUAUUGGUGGUAUCGGUUGCCUAGGAAUCUGGAUGUUGCUGAAUUUGAUGAGUCUGACGGGAGUUAGUGCAAGUUGCAUCGUCAGUGUGUUAGGGUACUGCCUACUUCCAAUGGUCUGUCUCAAUUUUCUUGCCAUCAUCAUCAACUUACAAGGUAUAAUUGGUACAGUAGCAUCAUUACUGGCUAUAGGUUGGUGUAGUUUAUCAGCAUCCAAGCUCUUUGUGACUGCGUUAGCCAUGGAUUCACAGCAACUCCUCGUAGCCUACCCCUGUGCACUGCUCUACGGUGUCUUUGCCCUACUUUCUGUCUUCUGAGUAAAAAUCAUUGAAAAUGCUUCACCAAUUUAAAGUUUAAAACAUUCAGUUGAAAUGGAAAGUUGACAUGUGCAUAUGACGACUUAUUGGGUGUUUAAAGGAAAACUUUUGUGCAACAAAUGGAAAGUCACUAGAAAUAUACAGUGUUACCCUGUAGACUGCUGCAAUGCUAUAGUAGAGAUUGAACAACUCCCAAGAAUGUUCUGUAAUCUGAUUGGUCCAAAUUGGAUCAUGUGAUAUUCAGCGAAUUCCACUAUUGCAUCCAAAAUGCACUAUCCUGCACUCUGACGUCAUACCAAAUGUACUAUCCUGCAAUCUGACUUCAGAGUGCAGGAUAGUGCUGGUUCUGGAAUUAUCUAGAAUUAUCUAGAAUUAUCUAGAAUUGAGAUCAAAUAUAGCAUUCGGGGCAACUCGGUAACAUGGGUGGGGGGUUCAACAAAACAAACAAUACAUGCAGUCUUGUGCAUAUAGGACCUAAAUAAUGAACUCUGUGC